Messenger RNA from Coregonus sp. 'balchen', 11803 nucleotides. NCBI's taxonomy places the organism in Eukaryota, Metazoa, Chordata, Actinopteri, Salmoniformes, Salmonidae. The record is from the annotation of a GenBank genome assembly.
UUUCUGGAUGGGAAGCUGCUGGACAUCAACAAGGAGUUCCAACCGUACCUGGGCCGAGGCGGGAGGAUCCUAGAGAUCCGCACACCGGACGUGGUGACCAGUGUGAAGAAGGCUGUGCAGACCGUGGGCUACACAGAGGGGGCGCUGCUCGCCCUAGCCAUCAUCAUCAUCCUCUGCUGCAUCCCCGCCAUCCUCAUCGUCAUCAUCACCUACAGGCAGUGAGUAGAAAGAACAGUUCAAAGUUCAAUUGCUUUAUUGGAAGUACAUUUUGUGUCAAAUGGGAAUUGGUCUUGAGGAAUGUGAGUAUGACUAGGGCACAGGGCAGGACAUAUGGAAUAGGGCAUAGGCCACAAGGCACAAGUACUGGUGCAGAUAUAGACAGUAGUGUAGACACAGGGGUUUAUACAGCAAGCUACCUGCUCUCCAGCCCCCAGAGGCUAUCCCUAAUAUCAUUUUAGGAGGAAGCUAGCUUUCGCUCCGCAAUUUACCAUGGAAACGCCUUUGAGAGCCGGCAUAAUCGUUUAUUUAUACAGCAUAAAAGCACAUUAAUUAAUGCAAGAGCAGACAAACACUGCAGACUGAUUGUUGCAGUUUGGGGAGGUUUUUCUCUCCCCGCUCUAAGCCUGCGAACUGAGCUGGGAAGGCUAGACUGACGGCUGUCACAGGUUCAGGGAUGGAUGUUAAACAGAUGAGAAGAGAAUCCUCAGUGUCAUCUUCUUCAGUGUCUCAGGUUCAGGAAAUUGGCUUAACCUAUAGUGAAUUCUUUCACUCUCUUUGUUUUUGUAUUAAGACAAUGAUUAUAAGAACCAUUUUGUCUGUAAUUUGCCCCUCGCUAUUACUAACACCCUUCUAUUUCUUUCUCUCUCUCUCAUUUUCUAUCAACAGAUUCAAAGAGUGAGUAUUAUUACUGUUAUUACUUAUUUCCAUUGCCUUCUAUUUGGAUACAUUCAUUCACAUUCCACUGUUUUCAAAGUAAAUGUUUGGGAUCAGGGAAGUCAAUGAAAUCUUAAACAAAUAAAUUGUGCAUAACCUGUUUUUAUACACUCCCUUAUAUUGCAGUCGGAGGCAAUAAAUAAGAAAUGUGCCGGCAAAAUUGGUUUAUUUGAGUAUAUUAUGGAGACAAUGUGUACCAAGUUAUGUGCAUGUAUAAUGUAGCAGUGUCCUGUUUGAAUAUGCUGAUGCUGUAACUUAACGUAACUUGGUUGACUUUCUCUCCAUGGUACUACUAAAGGAGACAGGCGGAGUGUGCUAAAACUGCUCGGAUCCAAAUGGCCCUCCCUACAGGCAAAUCAGUGGGCGCCGCCACCAACAACCUUUACGAAGAGCUUGGGGACAGUGCCAUGUAAGCGUUAUAAUAUAUCCCAUCAUAUUUCCAUCAUGUGUGUUCUCAGGGCCGGCCCGCCUAUCAGGCAGGAUUAGGUGGCCGCCUAUUGCGGCAGAUUGACGAGGGAGGCAUUUUCCAAAAUAAACUGACCAAGACGCACCUCCAACAACAUACACUGAACAAAAAUAUAAAAGCAACUGAGUUACAGUUCAUAUAAGCAAAUCAGUCAAUAGAAAUAAAUUCAAUAGUCCCUAAUCUAUGGAUUUCACAUGACUGGGAAUACAGAUAUGCAUCUGUUGGUCACAGAUACCUUAAAGAAAAGGUAGGCGUGGAUCAGAAAACCAGUCAGUAUCUGGUGUGACCACCAUUUGCCUCAUGAAGUGCGACACAUAUCCUUUGCAUAGAGUUGAUCAAGCUAUGGAUUGUGGCCUGCGGAAUGUUGUCCCGCUCCUCUUCAAUGGCUGUGCGAAGUUGCUGGAUAUUGGCGGGAACUGGAACACGCUGUCAUACACGUCGAUCCAGAGCAUCCCAAACAUUCUCAAUGGGUGACAUGUCUGAUGAGUAUACAGGCCAUGUAAGAACUGUGAUGUUUUAAGCUUCCAGGAAUUGUGUACAGAUGCUUGCGACAUGGGGCCAUGCAUUAUCAUGCUGAAAUAUGAUGAUGGCGGCGGAUGAAUGGCACGACAAUGGGCCUCAGGAUCUUGUCACGGUAUCACUGUGCAUUCAAAUUGCCAUCAAUAAAAUGCAAUUGUGUUCGUUGUCCGUAGCUUAUGCCUCCCCAUACCAUAACCCCACCGCCACCAUGGGGCACUCUGUUCACAACGUUGACAUCAGCAAACCGCUCGCCCACAUGACCCCAUACACGCUCUCUGCCAUCUGCCCGGUCCAGUUAAAACUGGGAUCCGUGAAGAGCACACUUCUCCAGCGUGCCAGUUGCCAUCGAAGGUGAGCAUUUGCCCACUGAAGUCGGUUACGACGCCGAACUGCAGUCAGGUCAAGACCCUGGUGAGGAUGACGAGCACGCAAAUGAGCUUCCCUGAGACGGUUUCUGACAGUUUGUGCAGAAAUUCUUCAGUUGUGCAAACCGUUUCAUUAGCUGUCCGGGUGGCUGGUCUCAGACCAUCCCGCAGGUGAAGAAGCUGGAUGUCUGCGGUUGUGAGGCCAGUUGGACGUGUUGCCAAAUUCUCUAAAACGACGUUGGAGGCGGCUUAUGGUAGAGAAAUGAACAUUCAAUACUCUGGCAACAGAUCUGGUGGACAUUCCUGCAGUUAGCAUGCCAAUUGCAUGCUCCCUCAAAACUUGUGACAAAACUGCACACUUUUUUGUCCCCAGCACAAGGUGCACCUGUGUAAUGAUCAUGCUGUUUAAUCAGCUUCUUGAUAAUCCACCAACACUUUACAUGUUGCGUUUAUAUUUUUGUUCAGUAUAUAAAACCUCACAUAAGUCUUCCCAAAAACAAUGACAAUUUCUCUCAACCGGUGGCAUAUGUUUAUUUUUAUUUUUAUAUAUAUAUAUAUAUAUAUAUAUAUAUAUAUAUAUAUACAGUACCAGUCAAAAGUAUGGACCCACCUACCCAUUCAAGGGUUUUUCUUAAUUUUUACUAUUUUUCUACAUUGUAGAAUAAUAGUGAAGACAUCAAAACUUAAAUAACACAUAUGGAAUCAUAUAGUAACCAAAAAAUAGAUUAUUCAAAGUAGCCAUCCUUUGCCUUGAUGACAGCUUUGCACACUCUUGGCAUUCUCUCAACCAGCUUCAUGAGGUAGUCACCUGGAAUGCAUUUAAAUUAACAGGUGUGCUUUGUUAAAAGUUAAUUUGUGGAAUAUCUUUCCUUCUUAAUGCGUUUGAGCCAAUCAGUUGUGUUGUGACAAGGUAGGGGGGUAUACAGAAGAUAGCCCUAUUUGGUAAAAGACCAACUCCAUAUUACGACAAGAACAGCUCAAAUAAGCAAAGCGAAACGACAGUCCAUCAUUACUUUAAGACAUGAAGGUUAGUCAAUACGGAACAUUUCAAGAACUUUUAAAGUUUCUUCAAGUGCAGUCGCAAAAACCAUCAAGCGCUAUGAUGAAACUGGCUUUCAUGAGGACCGCCACAGGAAAGGAAGAUCCAGAGUUACCUCUGCUGCAGAGGAUAAAUUCAUUAGAGUUACCAGCCUCAGAAAUUGCAGCCCAAAUAAAUGCUUCACAGAGUUCAAGUAACAGACACAUCUCAACAUCAACUGUUCAGAGGGGACUGUGUGAAUCAGGCCUUCAUGGUUGAAUUGCAAAGCUGCAAAGAAACCACUACUAAAGGACACCAAUAAGAAGAAGAGACCUGCUUGUGCCAAGAAACACGAGCAAUGGACAUUAGACCGGUGGAAAUCUGUCCAAAUUGGAGAUUUUUGGUUCCAACUGCCAUGUCUUUGUGAGACGUAAAGCAUGGAGGAGGAGGUGUUAUGGUGUGGGGGUGCUUUGCUGGUGACACGGUCUGUGAUCGAUUUAGAGUUCAAGGCACACUUAACCAGCACGGCUACUCCAGCAUUCUUUAGCGAUACACCAUCCCAUUUGGUUUUGGCUUAGUGGGACUAUCAUUUGUUUUUCGAAAGGACAAUGACCCAACACACCUCCAGGCUGUGUAAGGGCUAUUUUACCAUGAAUGAGAGUGAUGGAGUGCUGCAUCAGAUGACCUGGCCUCCACAGUCCCCCGACCUCAACCCAAUUGAGAUGGUUUGGGAUGAGUCAGACCGCAGAGUGAAGGAAAAGCAGCCAACAAGUGCUCAGCAUAUGUGAGAACUCCUUCAAGACUGUUGGAAAAGCAUUCCAGGUGAAGCUGGUUGAGAGAAUGCCAAGAGUGUGCAAAGCUGUCAUCAAGGCAAAGCGUGGCUACUUUGAAGAAUCUAAAAUAUAACAUAUUUUGAUCUGUUUAACACUUUCCUGGUUACUACAUGAUUCCAUAUGUGUUAUUUCAUAGUUUUGAUGUCUUCACUAUUAUUCUACACUGUAGAAAAUAGUAAAAAUAAAGAAAAAACCUUGAAUGAGUAGGUGUGUCCAAACUUUUGACUGGUAGUGUAUAUACAGUGGGGAGAACAAGUAUUUGAUACACUGCCAAUUUUGCAGGUUUUCCUACUUACAAAGCAUGUAGAGGUCUGUAAUUUUUAUCAUAGGUACACUUCAACUGUGAGAGACGGAAUCUAAAACAAAAAUACAGAAAAUCACAUUGUAUGAUUUUUAAGUAAUUCAUUUGCAUUUUUUGCAUGACAUAAGUAUUUGAUACAUCAGAAAAGCAGAACUUAAUAUUUGGUACAGAAACCUUUGUUUGCAAUUACAGAGAUCAUACAUUUCCUGUAGGUCUUGACCAGGUUUGCACACACUGCAGCAGGGAUUUUGGCCCACUCCUCCAUACAGACCUUCUCCAGAUCCUUCAGGUUUCGGGGCUGUCGCUGGGCAAUACAGACUUUCAGCUCCCUCCAAAGAUGUUCUAUUGGGUUCAGGUCUGGAGACUGGAAAGGCCACUCCAGGAUCUUGAGAUGCUUCUUACGGAGCCACUCCUUAGUUGCCCUGGCUGUGUGUUUCGGGUCGUUGUCAUGCUGGAAGACCCAGCCACGACCCAUCUUCAAUGCUCUUACUGAGGGAAGGAGGUUGUUGGCCAAGAUCUCGCGAUACAUGGCCCCAUCCAUCCUCCCCUCAACACGGUGCAGUCGUCCUGUCCCAUUUGCAGAAAAGCAUCCCCAAAGAAUGAUGUUUCCACCUCCAUGCUUCACGGUUGGGAUGGUGUUCUUGGGGUUGUACACAUCCUUCUUCUUCCUCCAAACACGGCGAGUGGAGUUUAGACCAAAAAGCUAUAUCUUUGUCUCAUCAGACCACAUGACCUUAUCCCAUUCCUCCUCUGGAUCAUCCAGAUGGUCAUUGGCAAACUUCAGACGGGCCUGGACAUUCGCUGGCUUGAGCAGGGGGACCUUGCGUGCGCUGCAGGAUUUUAAUCCAUGACGGCGUAGUGUGUUACUAAUGGUUUCUUUGAGACUGUGGUCCCAGCUCUCUUCAGGUCAUUGACCAGGUCCUGCCGUGUAGUUCUGGGCUGAUCCCUCACCUUCCUCAUGAUCAUUGAUGCCCCACGAGGUGAGAUCUUGCAUGGAGCCCCAGACCGAGGGUGAUUGACCGUCAUCUUGAACUUCUUCCAUUUUCUAAUAAUUGUGCCAACAGUUGUUGCCUUCUCACCAAGCUGCUUGCCUAUUGUCUUGUAGCCCAUCCCAGCCUUGUGCAGGUCUACAAUUUUAUCCCUGAUGUCCUUACACAGCUCUCUGGUCUUGGCCAUUGUGGAGAGGUUGGAGUCUGUUUGAUUGAGUGUGUGGACAGGUGUCUUUUAUACAGGUAACGAGUUCAAACAGGUGCAGUUAAUACAGGUAAUGAGUGGAGAACAGGAGGGCUUCUUAAAGAAAAACAGGUCUGUGAGAGCCGGAAUUCUUACUGGUUGGUAGGUGAUCAAAUACUUAUGUCAUGCAAUAAAAUGCAAAUUAAUUACUUAAAAAUCAUACAAUGUGAUUUUCUGGAUUUUUGUUUUAGAUUUCGUCUCUCACAGUUGAAGUGUACCUAUGAUAAAAAUUACAGACCUCUACAUGCUUUGUAAGUAGGAAAACCUGCAAAAUCGGCAGUGUAUCAAAUACUUGUUCUCCCCACUGUAUAGGUUGUAUUUUACCCCCUUUUUCUCACCAAUUUCAUGAUAUCCAAUUGCGAUCCAAUUACGAUCUUGUCUCAUCGCUGCAACUCCCCAACGGGCUCGGGAGAGGCAAAGGUCGAGUCAUGCGUCCUCCGAAACAUGACCCGCCAAACCGCGCAUCUUAACACCCGCCCGCUUAACCCGGAAGCCAGCCGCACCAAUGUGUGGCAUAUGGGCUUUUAAAUGAGCGCUGUGAUAAGCUGUGCCUACUUUGUCAAAGGUAGAGGCACAAAAUAUUUUGCUUGUCCAUUCCCAGCGCCGCUCCAAGGUGCUGUUGGUGAGAUGCAUCACUGCUGUGGUCCAUCAACAUUCCGUCAAAAAAUCAUCUAACAUAAAUCAUGUAGCAGAUAUACAGUUGAAGUCGGAAGUUUACAUACACCUUAGCCAAAUACAUUUAAACUCAGUUUUUCACAAUUCCUGACAUUUAAUCCUUGUAAAAAUGCCCUGUCUUAGGUCAGUUAGGAUCACCACUUUAUUUUAAGAAUGUGAAAUGUCAGAAUAAUAAUAGAGAGAAUUAAUUAUUUUAGCUUUUAUUUCUUUCAUCACAUUCCCAGUGGGUCAGAAGUUUACAUACACUAAAUUAGUAUUUGGUAGCAUUGCCUUUAAAUUCUUUAACUUGGGUCAAAUGUUUUGGGUAGCCUUCCACAAGCUUCCCACACUAAGUUGGGUGAAUUUUGGCCCAUUCCUCCUGACAGAGCUGGUGUAACUGAGUCAGGUUUGUAGGCCUCCUUGCUCGCACAUGCUUUUUCAGUUCUGCCCACACAUUUUCAAUAGGAUUGAGGUCAGGGCUUUGUGAUGGCCACUCCAAUAACUUGACUUUGUUGUCCUUAAGCCAUUUUGCCACAUCUUUGGAAGUAUGCUUGGGGUCAUUGUCCAUUUGGAAGAGCCAUUUGCAAAUGGCUGAUGUCUUGAGAUGUUGCUUCAAUAUAUCCACAUAAUUUUCCUUCCUCAUGAUGCCAUCUAUUUUGUGAAGUGCACCAGUCCCUCCUGCAGCAAAGCACCCCCACAGCAUGAUGCUGCCACCCCCGUGCUUCACGGUUGGGAUGGUGUUCUUCGGCUUGCAAGCGUUCCCCUUUUUCCUCCAAACAUAAAGAUGGUCAUUAUGGCCAAACAGUUCUAUUUUUGUUUCAUCAGACCAGAGGACAUUUCUCCAAAAAGUACGAUCUUUGUCCCCAUGUGCAGUUGCAAACCGUAGUCUGGCUUUUUUAUGGCGGUUUUGGAGCAGUGGCUUCUUCCUUGCUGAGCGGCCUUUCAGGUUAUGUCAAUAUAGGAGUCGUUUUACUGUGGAUAUCGAUACCUUUGUACCUGUUUCCUCCAGCAUCUUCACAAAGUCCUUUGCUGUUGUUCUGGGAUUGAUUUGCACUUUUCGCACCAAAGUACGUUCAUCUCUAGGAGACAGAACGCGUCUCCUUCCAGAGCGGUAUGAUGGCUGCGUGGUCCCAUGGUGUUUAUACUUGCGUACUAUUGUUUGUACAGAUGAACGUGGUACCUUCAGGCGUUUGGAAAUUGCUCCCAAGGAUGAACCAGACUUGUGGAGGUCUACAAUGUUUUUUUCUGAGGUCUUGGCUGAUUUCGUCUGAUUUUCCCAUGAUGUCAAGCAAAGAGGCAGUGAGUUUGAAGGUAGGCCUUGAAAUACAUCCACAGGUACACCUCCAAUUGACUCAAAUGAUGUCAAUUAGCCUAUCAGAAGCUUCUAAAGCCAUGACAUCAUUUUCUGGAAUUAUCCAAGCUGUUUAAAGGCAAAGUCAACUUAGUGUAUGUAAACUUCUGACCCACUGGAAUUGUGAUACAGUGAAUUAUAAGUGAAAUAAACUGUCUGUAAACAAUUGUUGGAAAAAUUACUUGUGUCAUGCACAAAGUAGAUGUCCUAACCGACUUGACAAAACUAUAGUUUGUUAAUAAGACAUUUGUGGACUGGUUGAAAAACGACUUUUAAUGUCUCCAACCUAAGUGUAUGUAAACUUCCGACUUCAACUGUAGCCUAUGGUAGAAAGAGUAUGUGGCCUUUGCUGUAGCCUGAAGGCUGGAGAUAAAAUGUGUGCAAUGUAACAAGUGCAAUGGACAAUUCUUACAUCAUGCACGUUUCUUCUAUCAAAUAGCCUAACCUAAAUGGGUCCCAAUCAAAUAAAAAAUGCGCUGACAUGUUAACAAACACCAUAUACAAAACAUUUACAAUCAGGCUACUCACAACUGAUGUCCAGGAGUUUCACCCUAUGGGCUAAAUUGGCAUGAUCAGUGGUUUCAAGUUUGUAUCACAAUAUUUUUGGGGCUACACCCAGGUAAGCACGGACCGACGCCGACAUCUUCUGGACCAGCCUUGAUUUGGUCCAAAAAUAGACGGCUAUAAAUGACAUAUUUUCAACUUUAUUUCAGAACCGAAAAUUAACAGGAUUCAACGUCUAGAAAAUAUGUUUUUUAAACGUCCGGAAUAUAUGUAUUUUCACCUUCGUUCAGAACCUAGAAUUAACCUAACUUCAACGUCUGGAAAAUAUGUAUUCUGUAAUUUUGCUUACUGGGACUACUCUAGAUUUGCGAGUAUAGGAGGGUGGCAUUUUUUUUGCCUCGCCUAUGGCGGCAGAACAGCCAGGACCAGGCCUGUAGUGUUCUUGCAAAUUCUCUUUUGGAUUUAGAAUCGGACCAAUUUCCCUGGCCGUGAUUGGGUUCCCUGGUCAAACAGGCGUUACUGUAGACAUUGUUUUAAGUUUAUCUGGGAGGUUAAAGACAUGCUGCGUUUCAGUGUAAUUCUUCACUGGGGCAAUGGGGCAAAGCUGUUAUCACUGUUCCAUGACUUAGCAGUUUCCUGCCUUCCAGAUACGCUCACUGCCAUUAACAUGAUAUAAUUGAAAUGAAUGUUAAUUUAAGAUAAUUAAAAUAAAUGCAGCCAAUAAUUCAUAUGGGCCGUGGUGAAACAUAAUUCAUUUUAUCGAUAAGGCUGUUGAGUAAGCCAUUGGUCCUGAUCACAUGGAGCACAGGCUGGAUUCUAGGGUUAUUUUAGGUUAUCAGGGUGCUCUGCUGCUCAAGUUGCCCUCAGUGCUCACUUUGUUGUCUUGGGUUGUAGCUUCCUCCUUAUCCAAUCAUAACCAAUGCCAUGCCAGAGCAAAUAGUUUUUGAAAUGGUCAGCCAUCCACCAGAUAAUUAAUUCUGCCAUUACUGUAGUAAGCCUAUAACAUUUAUUUGAUUCACCCUGCUUUUCCUGCUAUACUUAUCUGUCUAUCUUAUUCCCUCAUUUCCCUUACUUGGCCUCCAGACUAAAGUGAGUACUUGUGUUUUAUCGCUAGGUUGUAACUGUGGGGUAAAAUCUGUGAGCUGUGAAAGUUGUGCAGUUGCUCAUUAGAGUAUUAGUUUCCGCUUCGUGUCUGUUGUUGGCUAUUAUUCAUGUAGGAGGCCCUUUAUUGUAUGUAGAUAGUUUCCCAGAGUGAACUAUUCCCUCAGUUACUGUCAAAAACAUAUACUGAACAAAAAUAUAAACGCAACAUGCAACAAUUUCAAAGAGUUUGCAGAGUUCAUGUAAGGAAAUCAGUCAAUUGAAAUAAAUUCAUUAGGCCCUUAUCUAUGGAUUUCACAUGACUGGGCAGGGGAGCCAGGCCCAGCCAAUCAGAAUGCGUUUUUCCCUACAAAAGGGCUUUAUUAUAGACAUAAAUACUCUUCAGCACAUGCCAAUUGCAUGCUCCCUCAAAACUUGAGACAUCUGUGGCAUUGUAUUUUGUGACAAAACUGCACAUUUUAGAGUGGCCUUUUAUUGUCCCCAGCACAAGGUGCACCUGUGUAAUGAUCAUGCUGUUUAAUCAGCUUCUUGAUUUGCCACACCUGUCAGGUGGUUGAUUAUCUUGACAAAGGAUAAAAUGACCAGUAACAGGGAUAUAACCAAAUUUGUGCACCACAUUUGAGAGAAAUAAGCUUUUUGUGCGUAUGAAACAUUUCUGGGAUCUUUUAUUUCAGCUCAUAACACAUGGGACCAACACUUUACAUGUUGCGUUAAUAUUUUUGUUCAGUGUAGAAGGUAGGCCUUCAGUCUGGCAGUUGCAGUCUCAUUUGGCUUUGGAACGUUUUAGGAGUGGAGAUAGGUAGCUAAGCUUAUUUUGUGGCAGUAAGGUGUAAAUGGUAGCCUCAGAUAAACAACAUUUCUCUUUGGAAAUUAGCCCUUAUUUUGUCUAGCUAGAAUCCCAUAGACAACUUUCCUCUUGCAUCCCCUCAUUCUGACUGUCUCAUCACACCUUAUCUCCCUCUUUUAUUUAAAGUAUUUUUAUUUUCUGCCAUCUCCAUGAAAGCAGGAGUAAGCGCUGUGUGCUAGAGGAAGGUGACCGCCAGAGGCUCAUAAGCACAUUUGCCACACGGGCCAUCACUGCCCACAAGCAGUCCAGUGCCAAUGGGAUCCUCCUCAACAAUAUGCCCAAGUCCGAGAGCAACAUCACGUUAUUCUCGGACGAGAACCCCCUAACCACCAAUAACCCCCUGUUCGACGAAGGCACGGGCACACUCAGCAGCCCAGAGACCCUGGGGAAGCACCAGAGGAGGAUGGACCUCCUGGGGAACUACUCCCCUCCUCAGGCCCCUCAAGGCCUGAGAGACUCCUUCCUGAGGUUCAAUUCCGGUGGCUCGGGCCACUCCUGGACCCUACCUUCCAGGCUCCACAGGAAGGAGAUGUAUGAUGCUCUGAGGAGACAGGUGGUGAUGGACCCGGUGCAGUGGGAGCUGGAGAAGCUGAAGACUGAGCUGAAGGACAGUAAGGACAUGUUGGACGGCCUGGACUGGGAAAACCUGGGGCGCAGCACCUACCUGGAGCCUAAGCCCCUGUCGGUGAAGGAGCAGGCCAGGCAGUUUGAGCAGCAGGCCAUGAGGGAGAUGAAGCAGAGGCAGAGCCGGGACUCCCGGGGGUCUCUCUCUCCAGACUUCCUGAUGGGGUUGGGGUUCGACAGCCCGCAGCACCGGGCCAGAGAGGACCGACAGUCUCUGGGCUCCAUCCUGGGUAGCGACAGCCCCCAGCACCACCACCACUCUGUGAGCUCCAUCCUGGGUAGAGAGGACCGCCACCUGGGCCAAGACAGAGAGGGACCACCCUGCAUCAUUAUCACCCAGAGCGAUGGAACUCCACCCCCCAGCCACAAGCCCACUCCACCUGUCCUGCGCAGGUUCAGCUCCAGCUUCUCCAGCUACAACUCAGCCUCCACCGAACCCUACGAGGUCAACCUGGAGGUCAUCCCUGACCCCCCUGACAUGCCCCCUCCACCCCCACCCAACUACCCUCCUUCCCCCUCCACGCCUCCUCCUCCCAACUCUCAUCCGCCCCUCACCCUUAACUAUGGCAAAAACCCUGCCCCACCCCCUCCUCCGCCUCUCCCUCCUCCUCUGUCCCCUUCCCUCAAUCGUCCAUCUACGUUUGUGCUCCCCCCCCUGCCCGCUGUGACCACCCUGAGACCCGUGUCCCUGCGCCCUCCCCCUCCGCCCCUCCCCACCAAUCCCGAGCCCCCCAGGAAGGAGCUGAAGGGAAUCCUGAAGAACAUACAGAACAUCGCUGACAUCGAGAAAUCUGUUGCCAACAUGCACAGUCAAAUAGACAAAAAACAGAUGCUUCCACGGAGCGUCCUGAGGCCACGAGGGUCUGUGGAUUCCAUGGACUCUUUAAAUGGCAUACUAGACACUGCAGAGACAGUAGCCCCCACCACAGCAGAGGUACAGGCAGAGGCUCCGGUUGCAGAACAACCACAGCAGGUGCAGGUCCAGCCAAACGUUAACAUGAACUCUAUAGUAGAAGAGCUGGAGAAACGCUUCCCCUCUCAGUCCACUGCAAUG